AUGACACCUGAUGAUUUGUCGCAAAUCCUUGUGCAUACGGAACCUGAGAGCGACUUGGUAAAAUGGUAUGAGAGCUACCUGUUGAAGAGAAAUAAGAAGUUCGCGAAUGAAGCGGUUCGAUCAGGCAAUUCGAAACCACAUAUUGCAAUUGUUCAUGUCAUUUUGAGUCUUUUUCUAUCUUGCACGAGUAUGCAAGGCACAAAUGUCCUUACAUUUCUGAUUCCACCAAUGCCUCUGGUCCAACCGAUCCAAAGCAAAGUGUGUCUUGGUCUUUCAAAAGCAACCGAUCCAAAAAUCAGAAUUUAA
This is a messenger RNA of Plasmopara halstedii, 306 nucleotides long. RefSeq lists its product as uncharacterized. Bases 1 to 306 code for a protein of 101 amino acids. The record is from RefSeq and is a predicted model, not a curated record. The transcript is spliced from 2 exons. Lineage: Eukaryota; Oomycota; Peronosporomycetes; Peronosporales; Peronosporaceae.